Rhizopus microsporus ATCC 52813 is the source of this 1530-nucleotide messenger RNA. RefSeq lists its product as uncharacterized. NCBI's taxonomy places the organism in Eukaryota, Fungi, Mucoromycota, Mucoromycetes, Mucorales, Rhizopodaceae. The record is from RefSeq and is a predicted model, not a curated record. The transcript has 6 exons. The coding region runs from base 235 to 1437 and encodes 400 amino acids. Gene Ontology annotation, molecular function: dipeptidase activity.
UAGCAAAACACUUGUAAUUCGUCGAACUGACUACCAUAUUAAAAAGCAUCGGGUUGACUUUUGAAAGUGGCUCAUUAAAACAAGUAUAUAUCAAAUAAAGUUCGUGUGUACAAUAAAAAUAAUGGCCGAUUCUUCGGGUUACAGAAGUACGCUGUACUCAGACCUUUCAAAAACUGUAUUUCGUUAUUAAUUUAUUUCUUUCUCUUUUUCUCUUUCUCUCUCCUUUUAAGAAACAUGGUUCUUUCAGCUUACAUCAAAAAAAUAGUCGAGGAUACUAUUCAGAAACAUAGCCAAGAGCUUCGAACCAUUAGUCUUGAGAUACAUGAUCAUCCUGAACAAGGCAAUCAGGAGUUCAUUGCUUUCAAGCUUCUGACUGAAUACAUGGAGAAGCAUGGCUUCAAAGUGACUCGUGGUGUUGUUGGAUUAGAGACUGCCUUUAUUGCUGAAUACUCCAAUGGAAAGAACGGACGUCGUAUAGGUUUUUGCAGUGAAUAUGAUGCAUUACCAAAUAUCGGUCACGGUUGCGGUCACAAUUUAAUUGCUGUUCAAGGAGUUGCUUGUGCAUUAGCAGUAAAGACAUUACUGGAAAAGAAUCUUAUCUCAGGGUCAGUUACCUUAUUUGGUACACCAGCAGAGGAAUCGACAUGCAGUAAGAUUACCUUGGUAAAAGAGAACAUAGUUCAAGACCGUGUUGAUUUCGCCAUGAUGCUGCAUCCUAGUGCUGUAGAUGCAGUCUUUUCGAAAACAUUAGCCUUGGAUCAAGUGGUAAUUGAAUUCUUUGGCAAGGCAAGUCAUGCAGGUGCCUCACCUUGGGAAGGUAUCAAUGCAUUAGAUGCUUUGAUGCAGGGAUUUGACAACACUGCCAUGUUGAGGCAGCAAACACUUCCCACCAACAGAAUACAUGGCAUUAUCAAACAUGGCGGUAACUCAGCCAAUGUUAUUCCUGAUCACGCGUCUGCUCACUUCUUUGUUCGUGCCCUCACGCGUACUGAAUUAAGUAACCUCAAGUCAAAACUCGAAAACUGCUUCAAGGCUGCAGCUAUUGCUACAGGAUGUACUGUCAAGUUUACAUGGGCACCUCAAGGCCAGAUUGAUGAUUUAUUCAAUAAUGAAAUCUUUGGUCUGAGAUAUAUUGAAUAUAUGAAAGAAAAGGGGGUUGAUAUCCCUUUGACUAUACCAGAAGAUGCUGGUGUUAUGGCAAGUACAGAUAUGGGUAAUAUCAGUUAUGCUGUGCCUAGCCUUCAUCCAACCUACAGUAUCGGUUCCAAAGCGUUCAAUCACACAGCUGAAUUUACAACAGCAGCAGGAACCUUGAUAGCACAUGAAAAGGCCAUGACAUCUGCUGUCUGCCUUGCUAUGACAGCUGUUGAUGCUUCCUUGGAUUCGACAUUCUUUGAACAAGCAGUCGAGUCAUUCAAGAAAGGAAAGCAGCAGUAAUUUGUUAGUUCAUAACCGGUUUAGUGUAACAUUAAUUUCGCAUUUAGACAAUAAAUGUGUAUUUUUUCCCUUUUUCUUUUUUCUUUUCUUCUU